This is a messenger RNA of Phytophthora sojae, 636 nucleotides long. RefSeq lists its product as hypothetical. The record is from RefSeq and is a predicted model, not a curated record. Bases 1 to 636 code for a protein of 211 amino acids. NCBI's taxonomy places the organism in Eukaryota, Oomycota, Peronosporomycetes, Peronosporales, Peronosporaceae. The transcript has a single exon.
AUGGAGAAGUCGCUUUCGAUAUUUUCGCCAGCCAGUCGUACUGCGAUGAACAGUGCGUGGGCAAAAUCUGGAGUCAAACCGGAAGAGGUUUACCGAAUCUUACGAAUUGGACAGCCAGGAGAGGAGGCUAUGGCUACAAGCACCUCGUUCCGUCAGUGGCUGUGGUACAUUGAGAAGUACAGGGUCAAAAUGGGGGACGAUGCAAUCACCGAUCUUCAAAUUGGCACCAUGUUGAACAAGAAAGUUCCCUACCUGGAUCAAGUGACCCUCUUCCAGUCGGUCAAAGAGCAAUUGCUCAAGCAAGACUCAAAUUUGAUUGUGACGAUGCUUGCGGAGAACCUCCAGUGCAACGCGUUCCAGCGACUGAUCGACAUGAACGCCACGCCGGCACGCUUCGAGAUGAUGAUCGACACUCCCCUAUCGCUGCUCAAAAAGGAAGACAUCAGAUACCGGGCGGUGGAGACUUUUACCUUGUACUUUGCGGCGGCUAAGGGUGGAGAUGCGGCGCUGAAACAGGUCAAAAUGCUGUUGAAAAACAACGAUCUAAAGGCUGCGGUUGAUGCCGCUGCAGGAUUUACCAAUUGGUUUUUGAAUUUUAGUGAGAAAAUGUGGAGGGCAACACCAACUGAAACGUAG